Molecule: messenger RNA, 1151 nt
Organism: Erythranthe guttata (spotted monkey flower)
Lineage: Eukaryota; Viridiplantae; Streptophyta; Magnoliopsida; Lamiales; Phrymaceae
Product: F-box/kelch-repeat protein At3g23880
Molecular function (GO): protein binding
Source: RefSeq, a predicted model, not a curated record
AAAAAAUAAAAAAAAUUGAAGAAUGAGUCUACCAGAAGAUGUAAUUGAAGAAAUAUUAUCAAGAUUACCAGUAUUAUCAUUGAUUAGAUUCAAAUCUGUUUGUAAAUCAUGGAAAAUGAUUAUCAAGAAUCCUACAUUUGUAUCCAAACACCACCAAACGAUCGCGUCGACGGAAGGUUCCGAGACUCUACUCAUCAACAGGCGCGACAACGCUACGAACAAGAGGGUUGUCUCGUUGUUGAGAAAAGAAGGAAAAGACGCUUUCGCCCUCGACCAAGAUCUUCCGACGUUUUUCAACAACAUGUUCAAUCACGUUAGGUUGAUCGGCCCUUGUAACGGAAUCGUUUGUCUCUACGGAUAUCCGGAUAACAUUGCCCUAUGGAACCCUAGCAUUCGAGAUUUCAAGAUACUACCCAUAUCGAAAAUCCCGCGUAGUUCGAAAGUGCUCGGUGGUGAUAUCGGACUCGGUUUCGAUUCCGAAACCCGCGAUUUCAAGGUAAUGCAAAUCUUGUUUUGCGGUUCUGUUAACCGAGUCGAGAUAUACUCGUUAAAAUUAAAUUCGUGGAGAAAAUACGACGGUAUUUUGCCUGCGGAUAUUAUGUACAAUAAUCUUUGGAGUAUGGUAUACAAGAAUGAAAUAUUUUGUUGGUUGGCUCAAGAUUGUAAUAAAUUUGAUGUGAUUCUUUCAUUUGAUAUGAUGAAUGAGAUAUUCCAAAUCACACAAUUACCACCACUAAUUAGUACUAAUGAUGUUUUUGGAGGGAUUACUCGAGCUAUUAUGCCACUAAAACAAUCAGCAAUUGGUUUGAUUGUGUAUCCAAUCAAAGAUUCGGACAAAGUUUUCGAUGUAUGGAUCGCGAACGAGUUAGGAGGGAACGCCGAUUUCUGGUGUAAGAUAGCAAGUAUUGGCCCUAUUUCGAGUGUGGAGAGGCCGCUGGCGUUGUGGGAAAACGAUGAAUUUGUUUUGGAAAAUAGUAGAGGGGAGUUGGUGAUGUAUAAUUGUUCCAAUCGAGAAAUUAAAAAUCUUGGAUUUUAUGGUAAACGAAGUAGGUUGGAGGUACUUGUUUAUAAGGAGAGCUUAUUUACGGUUAGUAAGAUUUAUACAAAUUUGUAAUCUCGUCUUUUUUUUUUUUUCUAUAUGACAAAGAAAU